Meloidogyne enterolobii is the source of this 363-nucleotide messenger RNA. The record is from the annotation of a GenBank genome assembly. Lineage: Eukaryota; Metazoa; Nematoda; Chromadorea; Rhabditida; Meloidogynidae.
AUGAUAUCGGACGAAAAUAAAGCUCCAAGAAUCGGCCCGAUAAUUUUGCCAAACGAUUCAAUUGAAAUACACUUGCCAGAAAAUGGGGAAGGAAAGCAUGAAUUAAAUUACAAUAAAUACACCCCAGCCCCCGAUAGAGCAAGAAAUUGCCUGUCGUUAGCUCAGUAUUGCAAUCACCGAGCAUAUAGAAAAAUAUUACAAAGGUUUGGAAAAAUAUUGUAUACUUCUGAUUUUUGUUCUGGAGUAAUUCUAAUUUUAUUUCUGAUUUUUUUAGUUUUGAUUCUGAUUUCUUACCUUAAUUCUGACAUUAAUUCUGAUUCUUCUGAGUUGAUUCUGAUUUUAAUUUUGAUUUUUUCUGUUUAA